Chaetura pelagica (chimney swift) is the source of this 634-nucleotide messenger RNA. RefSeq names its product SUB1 homolog (S. cerevisiae) (gene SUB1). The record is from RefSeq and is a predicted model, not a curated record. Gene Ontology annotation, biological process: positive regulation of transcription initiation by RNA polymerase II. Gene Ontology annotation, cellular component: nucleus; transcription regulator complex. Gene Ontology annotation, molecular function: DNA binding; transcription coactivator activity. Bases 1 to 381 code for a protein of 126 amino acids. NCBI's taxonomy places the organism in Eukaryota, Metazoa, Chordata, Aves, Apodiformes, Apodidae. The transcript is spliced from 4 exons.
AUGCCUAAGUCAAAGGAACUUGUGUCUUCAAGCUCAUCUGCCAGUGAUUCAGAUAGUGAAGUUGACAAAAAGGCAAAGCGGAAAAAGCAAGCAGCUCCAGAAAAGCCUGUAAAGAAACAGAAGACUGGUGAAAGUUCAAAAGGUGCAGCUUCUUCUAAGCAAAGCAGUAACAGAGACGAGAAUAUGUUUCAGAUUGGCAAAAUGAGGUAUGUCAGUGUUCGUGACUUUAAAGGGAAAGUCUUAAUUGAUAUUAGAGAAUAUUGGAUGGAUCAAGAAGGUGAAAUGAAGCCUGGCAGAAAAGGUAUUUCUUUAAAUCCAGAACAAUGGAACCAGCUGAAGGAACAGAUUUCUGAUAUUGAUGAUGCAGUAAGAAAACUGUAAAGACAGCCAUACAGAAACUUUUAUCAUUUUAGUUGUUUUAAGCGGUCUUUUUACAUUGGCUUUUGUUUUCUAAAAUAUUGUUUUCCAAGCUAUUGUAUAUUUGGAUUGCAAAACGAUUUGUAAGAUGAAUACUUUUUUUAUGUGCAUUAAAAGUGUAUUCUGAGUGAGGCUAUUUGUGUAUACUUUACUAAAAGAAAAUGUGUUGCUUUCACCUCAUGGUGUAAAAUAAACAAUUCAAGUACUAUGUAAAGCA